Cydia pomonella (codling moth) is the source of this 1615-nucleotide messenger RNA. RefSeq lists its product as uncharacterized. The transcript has 6 exons. The record is from RefSeq and is a predicted model, not a curated record. Gene Ontology annotation, cellular component: Golgi membrane. Gene Ontology annotation, biological process: protein secretion; vesicle-mediated transport. Bases 138 to 782 code for a protein of 214 amino acids. NCBI's taxonomy places the organism in Eukaryota, Metazoa, Arthropoda, Insecta, Lepidoptera, Tortricidae.
AGUAUUUAUAAUCUGUGGUAUUUAGGGACAUGUCACGUCAACUUUUCACGGAAAACGAAAAUAAUACACGAUUUACAGUGUUUUCCCCGAUUAUUAAUUGAAAAUACAAUAAUUAUCCGAACUGCUAAGAUUCAGAGAUGAACUCUGCAACCCCAGGUGUGCCGCAGGUGCCGCUGCUGGAUGACGACACCCUCGCGUUCGGGGAAGAGGACAAUGCGGGGAAGAAAUUUAUCCACCCAUACAUUGUGUUCUUCCACCUGGUGUUCCGCUGCUCCGCCAUCGUGGUGUACAUCCUCUGCGGAUGGUUCUCCGAUUCCUUCAUAGCGUCCUUCGUGCUGGUUAUCCUGCUGCUGUCCGCUGACUUCUGGAGCGUCAAGAAUAUUACUGGCCGUCUUCUCGUGGGUCUGAGAUGGUGGAACUAUGUUGAUGACGAUGGAAAAUCGCACUGGGUCUUCGAAUCCAAGCAGAACCGUGUGAACCGCAAUGAGAGCAGACUAUUCUGGUUGGGACUGAUCCUGUGCCCUCUCGUGUGGAGCGGCUUCUUCCUCAUGUGUCUCUUCACGCUUAAAUUCAAAUGGAUGCUCCUCGUACUAAUCGCCCUGACCCUCAGCGGGGCGAAUCUGUACGGCUACAUCAAAUGCAAGUUCGGGGCCAAAGAGAACCUACAGUCAGCCACAACCGACUUCGUGAGGAAACAGAUACUUCAAAACGCAACGUCGUUCAUGUUCUCGCAACCUUCUCCGCCGAAUGCGGCUGGUGGAAAUGGUACUGGCGUAGUUUAAGCAGUUUUAGAUUCUAACUGAAUGAAUAUAGGGGUGAUUUUUUCCAUAAAUGUGUUAAGAAAGUGAUACAACAAAACGAGAUUUGUUUAUGUUCUCACAACCUUCUCCGCCUGUUGAAGUAGGAAAUAGUACUUGCGUAAAGCCAUUUUGGACUCUGAUUUAAGGGAUAUAAGGUUGAUUUCUGCCUUAAACGUGUAAAGAAAAAGAUGAUACAGACGCAACGGGUAGGAAUAGUACUGCCGUAGUUUAACUAUAAUUUAAAGGGGCAGGGGUUAUUUUGCUAUAAAUAUGUAGUCUGAUGUUCUUGUCAGUAAAAACGAAAGAUACUUUGAUUGAGUAAGAUGUAUAGGGACCGUGCGCGUUGGAGGGUCUGCCAUCUUAUGGCCUGAAUCGGAACCAUAAACAUGCAUAUGAUGUACACGUGACGUGUUUUCUUGUGCAUAGUAGGUUCUGCCAUCUUGUGGGCUACAUCGGAACAAAAAACAUCACAUUUACGCCUCGCGCCAAAAAUCUGACGGCUCCUGUGCUGCCUCCUACAGUUCAUGCACGUUCCCUAUAUAAUUUAAGACAAUUUCAUACUUCGAAUUUGCGGUAACUCUAAAAUUGACGUUUGACAAUUCAGUGACCGCAAUACAUAUAGCGCAGUACAGCGCCAUCUGUUUUGGAUGUGAAACAAAGGGGCACGUUUUUUACUUAGACUUUACCUCUCUAUUACAAUCAAUUAAUUCUGUUUGAUAAAAACUGAAACAUGUUCUAUUGGUCUUUAACACAUUUUUGGCUCGAAACCAUCUUUACCAUUAUGUUUUCUGUGUAAAUAAAGUUCCUUGAUCUUU